Molecule: messenger RNA, 528 nt
Organism: Anneissia japonica
Lineage: Eukaryota; Metazoa; Echinodermata; Crinoidea; Comatulida; Comatulidae
Product: E3 ubiquitin-protein ligase rnf213-alpha-like
Exons: 6
Coding region: 1-528 (175 amino acids)
Molecular function (GO): ATP hydrolysis activity; ubiquitin-protein transferase activity
Source: RefSeq, a predicted model, not a curated record
AUGAAGUCAUGUAUCAUACAUAGGAAUUUUGAUGCCUGCAAGGCUCUGGUAAAAAGAAAAUUUGGAGAAAUUAUCCAAGAAAUACCAUUCCUGAAAAACAAGGUUGUUGCAGAUACAUUGUUACAAAGCAGAGGACAAAAUCCACAGCAUAAUCUUCUAAACUACAGCAUCCAGGCAGCUGUUACCCAUCUUCAGAUUGUUCUGAAUGUUGUUGAAUGGCAGCCUUUGACCAAGUGUCUGGAAACUUUGAUGAGAACCCCAUCUCAAAUGCAGCAAGCAUAUUUACCAGCAAUGCCACAAGAUGACCGCAUGGAAGCACAGGCAGUUCUUCACCAAGCAACGGAAGAUGACAAUCUGACUUGGUAUGAAUGCAAAUGUGGUUAUUUAUACGCCAUAGGAGAUUGCGGUCAGCCAGAUCAGGAGGGAAAUUGCCCAGAUUGCAAAAAUAAAAUUGGAGGUCAAUGGCAUACAGCAUUUCCAGGAAACGAAGUUGCAAACAUGUAUUUUGAUUUUCUAUAUCAUAUAUAA